This is a messenger RNA of Ambispora gerdemannii, 880 nucleotides long. NCBI's taxonomy places the organism in Eukaryota, Fungi, Glomeromycota, Glomeromycetes, Archaeosporales, Ambisporaceae. The record is from the annotation of a GenBank genome assembly.
GGAAUUUAACUCCACUUUUGUUGGAACCACGAUAGACUAUGACGAACUUAACUUUGCCGAGAAAUUCUGGGCGAAUUGGUUUAACUCCUUUGACAACGCAGUCUUUGCCACCGGCCUUUUAGCAUUCCUCGUGCAUGAAACAGUGUUUUUUGGACGUUGUGUCCCUUUCUUUAUUGCUGACUAUAUUCCAGCUCUUCAGAAGUACAAACUUCAGCCAGGUAAAGUGAAUACUGUAGCGCAACAAUGGGAAUGCAUGAAAUCGGUAUUGAUAAACCACAUUGGGAUCGAAUUGCCUUUGAUUUUUGGUUUUCAUCCGGUGGCCGUGUUUUUUGGCAUGGAGGUGACAACCGUUCCCUUCCCGCAUUGGCAAAAAAUGGCAUUACACGUAGCCUUCUCCUUUGUCUUUGAAGACACAUAUCAUUAUUGGUUCCAUCGUCUUUUACAUUAUGGAAACUUCUAUAAAAUCAUUCACAAGCAACAUCACGAAUAUGCUGCGCCUUUCGGAAUGUGUGCUGAAUACGCACAUCCACUUGAAGUUAUAAUAUUAGGAAUAGGAACAAUUGGAGGACCCAUAGCUUGGGUAGCUAUGACUCAUGACCUCCACUUAGUCUCUGUUUUUAUUUGGAUUACUUUUCGACUAUUCCAAACGAUCGAUGCUCAUUCCGGAUAUGAUUUCCCGUGGUCUCUUCGUAAUUUCGUUCCUUUUUGGGCUGGUGCUGAACACCACGACUACCAUCAUAUGGCUUUUGUUAAUUGCUAUUCCACCUCCUUUAGAUGGUGGGAUUAUUUAUGUGGAACUGAUUCGAAAUACCAAGCUUAUAGGAAAAAAAAAGACCAGGAAGCGAAAACCGCGGCUGCCAUUGCCAAAAAAAGGAGUUAG